Messenger RNA from Lodderomyces margitis, 1515 nucleotides. RefSeq names its product Pep7p (gene PEP7). Lineage: Eukaryota; Fungi; Ascomycota; Pichiomycetes; Serinales; Debaryomycetaceae. Gene Ontology annotation, molecular function: metal ion binding. The transcript has a single exon. The coding region runs from base 1 to 1515 and encodes 504 amino acids. The record is from RefSeq and is a predicted model, not a curated record.
AUGUCAAGAGGACCAAACGCUAAUUCGAUCCAAGGGGAUGGUGGUAAACUGCCAGUGAAGAACACACCAAUUACUCCAACCAAAAAGAUCAACAAGAUAUCAGUAUCAGACAAAGGAUUCAGCAUAGGCGAUAUUACCAAGAGGGAUACCAGCCCCGGAUCACCCAGUAAAAAUGGAAUAACACGUUCACAUUGGAAACAAUCACAACUGCAAUCACAACCAACUUGCAAAAUUUGUGGCAAAAGAUUGAAUGUCAAGAAUGGAAUUGUCAAUUGUCGAAAAUGUGGAGAAUUGUUUUGCAAUGGCCAUACUCACUAUCGUGUCAAGUUGAGGAACCCGGCAGAAGGGGAGAAAAACCCGCAGUAUGAUUCUUCAAAAGAUGGAGUAUGGUGUCGAUGUUGUGAGACAUGUUUUGAGCAAAGUAGGCUAACGGAAGUCAACUUUCGAGAUAGAACAAAGGAGUUCAAGAUUAAGCGACAAGAGCAGCUAGAUUUGAACAAGUUGCAUCGGACAAAAGUGCAGCGUAAUUUCAUCAAGUUGGCCAAUUUGAUGGUUGAAAAGAAAAGUGCCAAUAAAAAAUCCAUUUAUUCGUUUUUUCAAAAUGUCGAUGACGAUGAAAGGAGCAUAACUGGGGGAAACUGGGCCAUGGACAACAAUGUGACAAACUGUACUAUUUGCUUUACCAAGUUCAACUUCUUGAUAAGAAAACACCACUGUCGUCUUUGUGGCGAAAUAGUAUGUGAUGAUUCAAAUGGUGUACGACGCAAUUGUUCAAUGUAUGUACCGUUAUCGGUAUUUGUUGAAAAGCUACCCAAUUUGAAUUAUUCGAACAACUUUAGAGACGAGUUUGAUCUUCGUGAUGACGAGCUACGGUUCAGAUGUUGUGUCAACUGUAAGAAUUCAUUGUUGUAUGAUUGGAAACGAGAAUACGACUCCAAUGAUCUUCAAUAUGAAGAGAUUUUUUCACUUUAUGAAGGGAUGCUUGUGCUGAAACAGUAUAUUGAAAGAAUGAUGCCAAUAUACGAAAUGGGGACAAGUACAGUAGAAGAGGCCAAAACAGGACACAAGUUAACCAUGAGUUUAAAAGAUUUGGAGAAUUUGAUUCUUCAUUUCAAGAAGAAAUUCUUUUACAAGCACAAUGAAACAUUAUUAGUAUGUGAGGAGUAUCUUAAGUAUAACAGAAUCUUGUCGAAUAUUUAUCAAAGCAUGGGUACUUUUCUUCAUGAUAAUUUAGUCGAAUUUAAAGCCAUUAGUGAAAAGAACAAGCCCGAGGAAGUGCUGCGCCCACCAAAGGAAGAAAGCAGCCCCGUUCCCCGAUUGACUAAGAAGCAAAUUCGUGAAUUGCGAGAACAAUUGAUGGUUUUGAAUGAACAAAAAUUUCUUGUUGAGAAUCAAAUACAGGAGUUUACAAAGGAUCGGAAAUUUGAUGAAUUGGAUUCAUUAAUUACCAAUAAAGAAGAAAUUUCGCAAACGAUAAGUCAAUUGGAAGAGGAAUUGGGUGAGUUUGGGUUUUGA